UAUAGCAUGCUAUCGCAGCUCUGAUUCAAAUGUCUUCCAGGGUCAAAUACAAGGAAUAAGGAGGGGAGACUUGAAUGGGUGGUGUUAGAUAAAUCUGACGAAAGAGUAUUUCCUGUGCAAAAGAGCUGAAGAACACACAUCUGGAGGAGGGGCUAGCUGACAAGGGAGAGUUCCUAACAGAAAAGACCGUGCUAGCAGCAGACUCAGCCGACUCCAACUUCAGCACCAUGAACACUUCAUUAGCAAGACUCCACUUUGCAGGUGGCUAUCAGCCCUCUGACUCCAAGGACUGGAGAUCCAUCAUUCCUGCUUUCUUGGUGGCAAUCUGUUUAGUAGGCUUUGCAGGGAACCUGUGUGUGAUUGGCAUCCUCCUACAUGGUGCUUGGAAAGGAAAAUCAUCCAUGAUCAACUCCCUGAUUUUAAAUCUCAGCCUAGCUGAUCUCUUUCUUCUGCUAUUCUCUGCACCCCUGCGGGCAGCAGCAUAUUCCAAAGGUGUUUGGGAUAUGGGAUGGUUUGUCUGCAAAUCUUCUGACUGGUUCACACACACGUGCAUGGCAGCCAAGAGUCUGACAAUUGUUGUGGUAGCAAAGGCAUGCUAUAUGUAUGUAAGCAACCCAGCCAAGCAAGUAAAUAUCAACAACUGCACGAUCUGGACAGUGCUGCUUGUCAUCUGGGCCACGGCCUGCCUCUUACCCUUGCCCGAAUGGUUCUUUAGUACCCUUAGGUACCACGAAGGUGUGGAGAUGUGCAUUAUGGAAGUACCAGCCCUGGCCCAGGAAUUCACUUCUACAUUCGGUAAGCUCUACCCUCUCCUUGUAUUUUUCCUCCCUUUGCUCUUCGCUGGGAUGUAUUUUUGGAAGUCUUAUUGCCGGUACCAACGCAGAGGAACCAAGACUCAAAACCUAAGAAACCAGAUCCGAUCUAGGCGACUCACAAUGAUGUUGUUAAGUGUUGCUAUAACCUCUGCCAUCAUGUGGCUACCAGAAUGGAUAGCUUGGCUGUGGGUAUGGCAUCUAAAGACAGGAAGCCCCAUUCCACCUCAAGGUUUCGUAGCCUUAUCUCAGGUCCUUAUGUUUUCCAUCUCGUCUGCAAACCCCUUUAUUUUUUUAGUGAUGUCUGAGGAAUUCAAAGGUUUCAAAGAUUUCUGGAAAUGGCUGACAUCAAAAAAGCCUCUACCUGACCCAGACACUCAAGAAACACCAGCCGGUAACUCACAGGUCAUUUCAGAUAAUGUCCCAUCUCAAGAGCCCCUGCCAUCUGUAUCAGACAAAGAGAAGGCUGGAUCUUCCCUGUCUGGUGAGGAGAAAACAGACAAGGAGAUUCCUGUCCUACCCGAUGUGGAACAGUUUUGGCAUGAAAGGGACACAGUCCCUUCUGAGCAAGACAAUGAUCCUACCCCCUGGGAACAUGAUGAUUCUGGGAUAGCAGGUUGUAGUAAAUGAGAUUACAAGUUCCAAAGCCAAAUAAACUGUGUAUUUAUUGUAUUUGUUAUACUGUUGCUUACCAAUAUUGCUCAAGAUUUUACUAGGUAAAAAUAUGGUAAUGCUAUCUUUGCUCUUGGUUGUGCUCAAGAAACAUCUUACUGUCAAAGCUUUCAAAAUCAUAUUUCUAAUAAGUAGGAAUACCCUUACAUUAGGAUAAAUACUUAUGAUGCUUAGAUUACUUGAAAUAAAAUUUUCAAGUAUAACCUGCAACCUUGUGUAUCUUAAGCUGUUUUUCCCCUUAGAGGUUAGAGUUUACACUAUGCCAUUUACCUGUUCUCUCCCUUGUUAAUACAUGGAACUGACAGGAGAGCUGGUUGGAGAACAGAACAAAAUCUGUGGCUACAUAAAAGUGGCUCUCCACACAAAACUGUGGUCCUGUUGUCAUGGACCUGAACCCAUUACUCUGUCCUCCUUAGCACUAAGGAGGCCAAUCCACUAAAUAAUUUUGAAAUAUUUAUGGUUUCAAAUUAAUUUAUACUUUAUACAAUCAGAAUGCAAAAUACAACCUUAACAGAUUCAGAAUUCAGUUGUUUUCAAAGCAUAAACAAACAAGUUUUAUUUGAUUCUGGCAAAUUCAACUAACCAGCUGCCUACAAGAAAGUUAGAUACUAGGAAAUUACUUGACAUUUUUCCUAGUGUUCAUGCUGAUUUGAAUCACUCAUGUAAUUUGGCAUUUUGUUGUUCUUUCUUUUUAGGAAAAUACAGGACUAUUGCAUGGCUCUCCUUAUAGGUAUCACUCCUACCCACUUCACCAAACUUAAUACUUGAAAACCCUCUAGAUUUAAAGCUUAAGAUUUAAGUCACUCAGCUGAGAUAUGUAAAGUGCUUUGCAUCUUUAAAGUGCUAUAAAAAUGCUAUUAUUAUUAUUACUGCUAGAAAAACAGGAUAUAGUUCGUAUUCUACCAGUUAAAGACUUUGAAAGUAUCUCCUAACAUUCUCUACUCUUAUCUCAGGACCUCUCCUAGAAUUGAAGGUAUGGUUACUGUUACAGUAGUUACCGGGGUGGAAAAGUUUAUUUUUCCCAGUCUGAAGACUGUCUUCUCAAAAUGCAUGAUUAUAAAACUAGGGCUCAAACUUAACCCAUGAUAUUGAAUCUGCUCACUUUAACAUCUAAAACAACAGUUUCUCCAAAUGACAGCAGUGGUGGGUGUGUAACAGAGAAGAGAAGAAAUACAGAUAGGCAGAGAACUUGGUUUAAUAAAGGGACAGAAACUGAAAAAUACAAUGACAGUGAAGGAAAAAAAGGCAAGAAAACAGAAAAUAUUGGAAAAGAAACCCCAAUACUUAUCAGACUUUUCUGUCCCCAUAAAGAUAUAUAGGAAAAUACCAGUAUUAGGCACCUUACCAGUCCAGAACUUUAUAACUGAUUAAAUAUUAUGUCCCACGUGCAUGGUAAUUAUACAUGUAUCACUUUUCCUACAACGCAUAAAGCAUCUAUUGGGACCAGUUACCUUUAUUCCCAGAAUUCUAAUGGGGUCUCUAAGUAUAUUUCCAUUGUAGGGCUCCCUCAGAAAUGCCUUAGGGCAAAAAAGAGAGGACAGAGGGAGAACAGAGAAAUUAAAGCAUGUAGGAGGACACUGUGGAGAGAAAAGAAGCAUUUUUUUAAAUAAGUGAAAAUUGUGGGGUUUCUUAUACUAUAGAUGCUUAAGUGAAGUAGAGGGGUUUUAUAUUUACCCCCAACUUAUAACCGAGUCAUUAAAAAAUUCACUAUGCUCGUGGGGCCACAGAAAUGUAACUCACAGCUGUACUACUUUCCCCAAGAGCCCAAAAACCUGUUUAGUGAUGCACGUAUCUUACAGAUUAGGUAACUUUCAAUGCUUUAUUACAAAUUGUAUUAAUUUGUGUUUUAUGUUCUCAAUGUAUCUUAAAUAUGGAAUCUAAGAUGACAUUACUGUUGCUCAUUUUUACUUGUGAACAAAUAAAAAACAUGCCACACUGCAUCUAUUCAAUUUUAUCUCAGCAGAUAUGUGUUUCCAAAUCUCUUAUUCUCAUAUUGUCAAAUAAAAACUGUUAUUUGGCAAAAACGGGUUUAUUUAUUAUUUGGCUUUCAGGCAGGGCUGACCCUGUCUCUAACACGAAAAAUUCUCAAGAGGAAUUUAAAUUAUAUAUUCAGUCUUGUCAAAAUACAGAGUUUGCUAUCUAAACAUCAUUUCAAGUUGCACACGUAAGAAGGAUAACUGACUACUUGUUGUAAAGCAUCAUAUAUACAGUCCUAGCUUUGAUAUCCCAUGCUUCAGUUCUGAUACCUUACAAAAAAGGAACCUGGGCUUUGGAGCUUUUGCAAUAAUAUAUACGAAUUCCCAAUCUACACAAAUAACCCUUCCAAUAUUUCAAGACAUAAUUACUUAAAUGUCAGCAAUCCCAUUUGUAUGAAAAAUGUCACUGUGAAAUAGGAGGAAGGCAAUGACUGAGCAAACAGCAAUUUGUAGAAUUCAAAGUUGUGACAAAAAUGUUUAGAUAGUCUAGUAACUCAAAAAAAAAAUCUUUCUAGGACAGUUAAGUAUUGUCUAUAAUAGCACAGAAAUUCCUCCAGUUUUGAAAAUGGUCCCUUUAACUCCUCCUCAUAAUACUCAACGUUACUCAACGGAUUUGCAGAAGUGAACUGCAAAAUAUAGGGGGGAAAAAAACAUCCUAGUUAAACACCAUCAAAUUUAUGGAGUUUCCGCUUGGUCUGAUACAGUUGAUACGUACAAUUACACAUACAUCUGUGUGCAUCUAAAUAUUAUACCUAGAUAUAAUUCAAUAUUCAACAAACACUCAUUAAGCACAAGGCAUUAGGGAAGGUAACGUGUGCAUACAUAUACAUACACACACACAUAAACAUACAUGUACAAAUCUAGAUCUGGCACAUUUUACUUUAAAGGGGGCUUUGGGGAGAGUAGUAACGAUGGUGAAAUAACAAGGGAAACCAAAUCAACACCUUGUUCAAUAUACCAUUUAUAGAAAUGUAACAUCCUGUGAUACUCCCCCCUCACCUACCCAAAAGGAAACAAUGGAGAAGAGACUGUUUUAGAUGGGACAACAGAACCAAAAAGUGAUGGGGAGUCAAAAGAGUGAUAGUAUCACAGAAAUAUGCAUGAUACACUGAAAGAACUGCCAUGAAAUGCAUAAAGCAUCAAUUAAAAUAAGAAAGGCAAAAAUGUCAUUUUUUGCUUACUAUGUAAGACUUUCAAGAAAGAUGAGCUGAAGGAAGUGAACACAA
This is a messenger RNA of Phascolarctos cinereus (koala), 4686 nucleotides long. NCBI's taxonomy places the organism in Eukaryota, Metazoa, Chordata, Mammalia, Diprotodontia, Phascolarctidae. The record is from RefSeq and is a predicted model, not a curated record.